UUCACUCUCACCAUCAUCACAUUGUUCUAAGCUCUCCUGCAAUAUCUUCUUCUUGUGCAUAAAAAACACACUUUUCAUUCUUUCUUUUUUUUUCUUUCUGUUUUGAAAACUCCAAUAAUCUUCAAAGCAUGUCUCUCAUUCCAAGCUUUUUUGGUUCCCGACGAACCAACGUCAUGGACCCAUUCUCCCUCGACAUUUGGGACCCCUUAGACGGCCUUUUCAACUUCUCCAUUUCUGAUCGCGAAACCUCUCAAUUCGCGAAUGCGCGGAUUGAUUGGAAGGAGACCCCGGAACGUCACGUCUUUAAAGCUGACCUUCCGGGACUGAAGAAAGAGGAGGUGAAGGUGGAGGUGGAAGAGGGGAGGAUUCUCCAGAUAAGCGGGGAGAGGAAGAAGGAGCAGGAGGAGAAGAACGACAAGUGGCACCGGAUCGAGCGGAGCAGCGGGAAGUUCCUAAGGAGGUUCCGGUUGCCAGAGGAUGCUAAGGUGGAGGCGGUGAAGGCUAGCAUGGAGAAUGGGGUGCUGACUGUUACUGUGCCUAAGCCUAGGGUGGAGGAGAAGAAGCCUGAGGUUAAGUCCAUUGACAUCUCUGGCUAAAAGACUAACAUAGUCUUCUUUUCUCUUGCUUUGCUUUCACUGUAUUUUUAUUAAAUAAAAAAUUGUUAUGUGAGAGAAUGGAGUGUAAGAGCUAUAGAAAAUGGUGUGAACUUUGUUGCUCGCUUUGAAUAAAUAAAAAAGUUCUUACUUUUGUAA
Molecule: messenger RNA, 752 nt
Organism: Camellia sinensis
Lineage: Eukaryota; Viridiplantae; Streptophyta; Magnoliopsida; Ericales; Theaceae
Source: RefSeq, a predicted model, not a curated record